UGUACACUAGGAGCGCGAGCAGCGCACGUGGAUUGCAAACUUUGCUCAGCUUUUAUUAUUUCAGAUAAUUAAAAGUUGAUAAAUGCUUUGUUUGUUGCGCAGUUGUUGACAAUUUAUUUCCGUACUUAUGAUGAUCAGGGAAAUGUACUGUAUUAUUAUUAAGAAACAUGUGAGAAAGUUUGGGCUUGCGUUCAGUUAAUUGGUAGAUUAAGAAUGUGCGCGCUGUUUCAGUAGCUAUCCAAGAGUCACUACACUUCAUUAUGGCGGUGGACAAAGGUCCAAUUCUGACUUCUGCUAUAAUUUUCUACCUGUCCAUUGGGGCAGCAAUAUUUCAAGUUCUGGAGGAACCGAACUGGGAGAUCGCAGUGAAGCAUUAUAAAUCGGAGAAGGACAAAAUAUUGAAACAAUACCCAUGUCUUACAAAAGCUGACCUGGACCACAUCUUCGAGGUAGUGUCUGAUGCUGCUGGACAAGGUGUCACCAUCACAGGGGACAAAACCUUUAACAACUGGAAUUGGCCCAAUGCUGUCAUAUUUGCAGCUACAGUUAUCACAACUAUAGGAUAUGGAAAUAUCGCCCCUAAAACACCUUCAGGGAGAGUUUUUUGUAUUUUUUAUGGUCUUUUUGGAGUGCCACUCUGUUUAACCUGGAUUAGUGAACUUGGGAAGUUUUUUGGGGGGCGAGCUAAAAAUCUUGGGCUAUAUCUUACAAAGAAAGGAAUAACACUGCAGAAAACACAAUUCACAUGCACUGCAAUCUUUCUGUUGUGGGGCUUGCUGGUCCAUUUGGUAUUUCCUCCAUUUGUUUUUAUGUCUCAAGAAGGUUGGACCUACAUUGAGGGCUUGUAUUUUUCUUUUGUAACUUUGACAACUAUUGGUUUUGGUGAUCUUGUAGCAGGGGGCGGGACUAUCAAUCAAAAGCUGCACAAGCUGUCUAGUAUUGACAAUCGUAUAUCAUGUGCUUUUAGACAGCGGCUAUCCGGACUGUGCACUGUCCAGGUUCUGGAGUGUCAGGUGUCAGGAGCGCUCCUCUCUGUCCCCCUUUCACCCCUCCCUUCUCGCCCCCACUGA
Molecule: messenger RNA, 1070 nt
Organism: Misgurnus anguillicaudatus (oriental weatherfish)
Lineage: Eukaryota; Metazoa; Chordata; Actinopteri; Cypriniformes; Cobitidae
Source: RefSeq, a predicted model, not a curated record